UCAUUUUAAGAAGUUUUCCCAUCCCUAACAAUAGCUGCAAAAAUUCGGCUGCGUUUAAUUUACAAAAUUUUAACUGUUAAGUCCUAUAUUGCAUAACUUUUAUAGAGUCGCAAAGAAUUGAAACGCAGUGAACUAAGCUAAUCGGCGAAUAGUCAACAAUGAACAUGGAUGCGGGCAUAGCUGUGGAGAACCGUGAGAAGGAGCGUGAUCGUCGUGGGCGUGGAGCGCGUGGCUCUCGUUUUUCUGACGCCGAAGGCAAUGGUAACGCCGGUGGAAAUCUGGGUGGCAACGGUGGUGGUGGAGGGGGAGGCGGUGGCGGCAGCAACAAUAUCCGCGACCGGAGCCGUGAGCGACGCAACUGCCGGGUGUACAUCUCAAACAUUCCGUACGACUACCGAUGGCAGGACCUGAAGGACCUGUUCCGCCGCAUCGUCGGCUCCAUCGAGUAUGUGCAGCUGUUCCAUGACGAGAGCGGCAAGGCGCGUGGCUGCGGCAUUGUGGAGUUCAAGGACCCAGAGAAUGUGCAAAAGGCCAUGGAAAAGAUGAAUCGCUACGAGGUCAACGGCCGUGAGCUGGUCGUAAAGGAGGAUCACGGCGAGCAGCGUGACCAGUAUGGCCGGAUUGUGCGUGAUGGCGCCGGCGGCGGUGGGGGAGGAAACGGUGGAGGCGGCGGCGGUGGUGGAAGUGGCAACGGCGGCGGUGGCCGCGACCAUAUGGACGACCGUGAUCGUGGAUUCUCCCGUCGUGAUGAUGACAGAUUAUCUGGGCGUAAUAAUUUUAACAUGAUGUCAAAUGAUUAUAAUAAUUCGUCGAAUUACAAUUUGUAUGGGCUUUCCGCUUCGUUUUUGGAGAGUCUUGGCAUAAGUGGACCUUUGCAUAAUAAGGUUUUUGUUGCUAAUCUGGACUAUAAGGUGGAUAACAAGAAGCUCAAGCAGGUGUUCAAGUUGGCCGGAAAGGUGCAGAGCGUAGAUCUUUCUUUGGACAAGGAGGGCCACAGUCGUGGCUUUGCUGUGAUUGAAUACGACCAUCCCGUAGAGGCCGUACAGGCCAUAUCCAUGCUGGAUCGUCAGAUGCUCUUCGAUAGACGCAUGACCGUGCGUCUGGACCGCAUUCCGGACAAGAACGAGGGACUGAAGCUCCCAGAGGGCUUAGGUGGUGUGGGUAUCGGCCUGGGACCCAAUGGAGAGCCCCUGAAGGACGUUGCCCACAACCUACCCAACGGAGGUCAGAACCAGGGCCAGCUGCUCGGCGGUGUCCAGCAAGGUGGUCAGCUCGGAGCAGUGGCUGCUGGCCAAGGAGGCGGCGGCGGCGUUAGCAACGCAACCAAUCUGUUGAACAACCUGACGGGUGUGAUGUUCGGCAAUAAUUCAGCGGUGCAACCAUCCCCUGUGGCUCCGGUGCAGAAGCCCAGUCUUGGCAACAAUUCUGGCGCCGGUGGAUUGAACUUAAACAAUCUGAAUCCCAGCCUGCUGGCCGCUGUCGUCGGCAACCUGGGCAGCCAGGGAGCAGGCUUAAGCAACCCGUUGCUCACCUCGUCGCUAAGCAACCUUGGACUAAAUCUUGGCAACUCGGGCGGCAACGACGAUUCUCUGGCCAGCAGCAACGUUGGCCUGUCUAACAACUACAGCAGCGGCGGAACUGGAGGUGGAAAUAACUACAGCUCGGGCGGCAACUAUAGCGGUGGGGGCGGAGUCUCUGGCGGCAACGUGGGAUACAAUGCCUACAGCAGCUCCGGCGUGGGAGGUGGUAAUGGAGGAGGCGGCGGUGGCAACCAAUUGGAUAGCAAUGACUACAACUCGGUUAAUCAACUGGACAUCUAUGGAGGCGGCAACAAUGUGGGCAACUCGAACGUAGGCUCAGGCAAUGUUGGAGGAGGUGCUCGCAAGUCGGACACUAUUAUCAUCAAGAACGUUCCCAUGAGCUGCACCUGGCAGACGUUGCGCGACAAGUUCCGUGAGAUUGGCGACGUCAAGUUUGCCGAAAUCCGUGGCAACGAUGUGGGCGUGGUGCGCUUCUUCAAGGAGCGUGAUGCCGAAUUAGCUAUAGCGCUAAUGGAUGGGUCCCGUCUGGAUGGUCGCAACAUUAAAGUAACAUACUUUUAAGUCAAUUCAUUAUGUUCCAAAAUUCAUUCAUCGGUAGUCGGAGAAGCCUAGAUAAGCCACAGGCAGAUUUUCCUUAAUUCACGCGCAAUACCGAAAUCUCUGGCAUCCACCGCGUCUACGACAAACCCACAUGUAUUGUGUAACUUUUAUAUAUACAUACGCAUAUUAUUAUACAAGCUAAUAUUAUAAUUACUGACGUUCCAACAAAAAACCCAAGACCAAGACCCAUAAACAUUUGAAGUCGAAAAUCGAAUUAUUUUUAAGCCUUUGAAUUAAAGCCAAUAAAAACCUUGUAAAACCAAAA
This is a messenger RNA of Drosophila serrata, 2406 nucleotides long. RefSeq names its product heterogeneous nuclear ribonucleoprotein rumpelstiltskin (gene rump). The record is from RefSeq and is a predicted model, not a curated record. NCBI's taxonomy places the organism in Eukaryota, Metazoa, Arthropoda, Insecta, Diptera, Drosophilidae. Gene Ontology annotation, molecular function: mRNA binding. Gene Ontology annotation, cellular component: nucleus; cytoplasm; ribonucleoprotein complex.